This is a messenger RNA of Falco peregrinus (peregrine falcon), 2979 nucleotides long. RefSeq names its product elongator acetyltransferase complex subunit 6 (gene ELP6). The transcript is spliced from 7 exons. The coding region runs from base 75 to 878 and encodes 267 amino acids. The record is from RefSeq and is a predicted model, not a curated record. Gene Ontology annotation, cellular component: elongator holoenzyme complex. Gene Ontology annotation, biological process: tRNA wobble uridine modification. NCBI's taxonomy places the organism in Eukaryota, Metazoa, Chordata, Aves, Falconiformes, Falconidae.
GCACAACGCAUGCGCGGGGCCGCAGCGCCUCUGUCCGCCCGGAAGCUCGCGGGUCCCCUCCGUCCGUCGCGGCCAUGUUCGCGGAGCUGAACGAGCUGCUGGGCGUCUGCCCGCAGCGGCCGGAGCCGGGUAAAUUCACGCUGCUGGGAGACACCAGAACAGAUGGCAGCUUCCUGGUGCACCACUUUCUCUCCUUCUACCUCAGAGCUGGCUGUAAGGUUUGCUUUGUGGCCCUGCUCCAGUCCUUCAGUCACUACAACAUCGUAGCACAGAAGCUGGGAGUCAGUCUGACAGCUGCCAAAGAACGGGGGCAACUUGUCUUCUUGGAAGGCCUCAAGUCCUGCCUUGACCUCUUGUUUGGAGAGGAGGAGGAGCAGUCAGGAGAGCCCAGUCCUCUUCAGUUUAUAAGUGAGAGUGCUUCUGACCUCAAAGCCUUGUUUGACUUCGUCCACGUGUCCCUGACCCCUGCUGGCAGCGAUUCCUGGAAGGGCCCCGUCCUGCUGGUGGACGACCUCAGUGUCCUGCUCAGCCUAGGUGCCAGGCCGGUGGCGGUGCUGGACUUCAUCCACUACUGCAGAGUCACCGUCUGCUCCCAGCUGAAGGGGAACAUUGUGGUGCUGGUUCACAGCAACGAGGAUUCAGAAGAUGAGGAAAAUGAACUGGUUGUGAAUUCCCUGUGCCAUCACAGUGACCUGAUCCUGUGGGUGGAGGGGCUGGUGACUGGCUUCUGCAAGGAUGUUCAUGGGCAGAUUAAAAUAAUUAAGAGAGUGUCCUUGGAGCUGACGGCAGAGCAGGAUCUCGUCCAGAUCUACCAGUAUAAGAUUCAGGACAAGAAUGUCACCUUUUUUGCUAGAGGGCUGUCAGCUGCAGUCCUGUGAUGCUGUGAUACUGCACACCGCUGUGAGAGCAAUGCAGAGCAUGGCUGGGGAGCCUGGUACCUCUAGACUUUGAUAUGCCACCAAACCAGCCCGGCUGCUUCACCAGUGCCUUCCAGGAGCAGUGCAGCAAACUGACCCAGGAGGGAAGCUUAAACCCUUGUUGAACUGCAUGCCAACGAGGGGAUUAGCCUGCUGAAAGCUUGCUGCAUCCCUUUUGUCCUCCCACCCUGUUCCCAACGUAUGCAGGCCAAGAAACAGAGCAAAAACUUGCAAGAAUGGCGCUUAAAGCGUGUAAAUACAGGCAGGGGGGAUGCCUUGCGGGCUAGGCGUGCCUCACCUUUUCCCAGUGUGUUAGGGCACCGCAGUGCCAGGCAUUGCUGCGUGGAGGCAUCACCCCACCCUCCCACUGGUGUUUAACAAGAUGACACAGCACGGGUGGAGGCAGGGAUGAUCCAGGAGUGUGUUGCAAUUCUUACCUUUCUCCCAGCUCUAGUAUGGGAGAGAUUUGCUCAACUCCCAUCUUCCACACCAUUAAAAAAUCUAUAGCUACACAUAGACCUUGCUGCAGUAAGACCUAGAGGCUGCCUUGCUUGGCUGAUUCCUUGUUUUGUUACUCUCCCUCUCUCCACGUGAAACCCCAGUGCCCGGGUGUGUUUAAUUUGUGGCUUCCCAAGGUCAUCCUUGGCUUUGGGUGACGGACAGACACUGGCACAUGAGCUUCUGUUUCAGCCGCUGCUUCCCAAUUGUGAAUCCAUUACCAGCAGUUAUAUGACCUGCCUGUAUUGAAGCAUUAUUGGGGGCUAAUAAUCACUAAUUUUAAUUAGAUAAAGGUGCAGUCAUUAAGUAACUGUGGAUCUCUGUAUGGGAAGUGCUCCCCACAGGCUCCUUGACAGGGCGGAGAAAUGGGCAUCUCCCAAGUCUGGGUGAGGAGGUGGCUUUGGGUCCCCCUAACCUUCCCCACGAAUGCCAGGGCAGUUCUGGGAGCAGAGCUCAGACCUGGAGGUCUCCUGGUAGAAGCUCCAGUGGGACAUAAAUAACAUCCUGCAUGCUUGUGAGACAAGAGCGACCUGCUAGGUCCUUUGCAGCUCCAGAGCUGGGGUAGCAGCUCCGGCAGUGGGACGUGUUCCUGCUUUUCCCACACAGAAAUGCUGUGGGGCUCAGUGACCCAGGCUUGGGAACGGUCCCCUUUGGCUUGAGUUCAGGGAGCCUGGCACAUGUGGAGGCUGCGGCUGCUUAUCAAUAGCAGUCCUGGGAGGCUGGGCAGGCUCUGGGGAUUGUGGCGAGCACCAAAGAACUCGGGAUGGGGAAUGAGGCCCCACGUGUGCUGUAGCAUCACUCAACCUUGCUAUAUCACAACGUAACCUGUGGGCCUCCAUGCUGCCGACAGCACCUAGUCGUGGCUCCAGCCCAGCAACCUCCCACCUUCCGGGCUCAGGUGGUGCCUCCUGGGCCUGACCCAAGCCCUGGAGCAUCGCGGGACCAAAUUAUCCUUGGUGGGUGAGCCCCGAGCUGCCUGUGUGUGUGGCCCAGGCCAGCAGCUGGAUCCGUGGUGUGGUGUGCCAGUGGUACUUGGGGUCCCCAGCCUGGCAGCUGUGGCGCUGGGAAGCAGCUGGGUCCAGAGGUUACUGUGCCCAAACCCCUGUCCAACCUCCAUGUGGAGGCAGAGCUGGGGACUCCACUGUAGCUUGGGGUCCCCAGUGCCCCUGAGCUGCAUACAGAGCCUGGGUCUCUUCGGGAAGGUUCUUGGUAGCCGAUGGUGCCCAGCCCAGCCGUGGUACAGACCACCAUACCUUGUCCUGGCAGAGGCAGGUGGCUUGGCCUGCCACGUCACACAAACCCUGGGCUGGUGCCCGCUGUGCCUUGCUGGGGUAAAAUGCGUUUCUUAGCUGCCAGCCGUGGAAGCAGCAGAGCCCAGUGCUGCGGCUGCUGGCCCAGUGUGGUGGCAGUGCCCGUGGGACGGUCCGUGGUCACAGUCUGCAAAGGGAGGAUGAGACAACCAGUUGAUUUUGGGGAAGGGAGCUGCUGGCACCGGUCGCUGCAGGCACUACGGCUGUUUAAAAUGCACGUGUAAUGGGCGUAUAAAGGUGUAUAAUUGAAGUAA